AAUCUAAAACGGACAUUAAUAUGGUAAAUAUUGAAGCAAAUUUCAUGUCAAGCUCAUGGCAGAAAUAAUGGGUUUUCAUUGACUUGUCGGAAUAAACAAACUCCGGGUUCUCAAAAAAUUAUCUACAGCGUCAUUAUUGCGGCCCCUCAGGUUCUUUCAAAAUUGUAAAAUCUUAUUUUGCAAUCUUCAUAAUAGACCUACAACACUUAAAUUACCACGAGAUUCUAUUCAAUUAGUAUCUCUUCCACAACAAUGUCUACGUCUCAACCCUCUCAGUUCACUCAACCUGAUCCUGCGAAUCCACGAACUACUCCUCUUCUACACAAUGCCUCCCUCGCAGCCCUCAUCAUUUGUCCAAUCGUUAUGAGUAAGUUCUCCAAUUUAUUCAAUUGCAACUUAUACCUCACAUCCUUCUAUAUGGAUCCUUGUAUCUAUCUGCAAGACAAAUUAUCGUCCAUCAAACCCCAUCUCUCAAUAUUGAGCUAACCCCUCCAUAGUGAUACCACCCCGCAAAAUGGACGUCUAUACCUUCGCUCUCAUGGGCACAACAUUUAUCGGUGGUAAUCACUUAGCCUACGAAUACACUGGUGUCUCAAUGAUGACUCGCAUACAAAAUCGAGUGGCUUCUUUUUCAGGUACAGAAUUGCCAGAAAAGGCAAAGGAAACUCAAAGAAGAAUACGAGAAGCGCAGGAAAAGAAAAGGAUGGAGGAGAGUGGAAAGUUUGUGGGAACGAUAUUUAAAUCACAGGAAGGUGCAAAGGGCGAGGGAGUACUUGAAGCAUUGGAGAAGAGAAGUGCUGGUCAAUCAACGGUAAAGAAGGUUCAAGGAGAGGGGAAAGAGAGUGUUUUGGAGAAAAUAUGGCUAGGUGGCGAAGGAAAAGAUUGGAAGGAAAAGAGAGAUCAGAAGGAGAAAGAGGCAUUGGAAGCCGGGAAAGGAUACGGUGAUUUGAUUAUGGAACAGAUUUGGGAGGUUUGGAAUGGAGGAAAGAAGAAGGUGGAAGAGGUAAAAGAGGUUGAUGAGAAAGUGGUAGAAGGAAAGAAGAAAUGAAUGGACAGGCAAUGUGGUUAUACUUUCUGGGCGGGACGAGAGUAGUAUGGACACAAGCUGGACCGGGUAAGGCGUUCAAGGUGCAACAGGCGUCGAUGUAUAUCUAUCGGACACCGGAGUCUAAAGAAGAGAAG
Molecule: messenger RNA, 1182 nt
Organism: Sclerotinia trifoliorum
Lineage: Eukaryota; Fungi; Ascomycota; Leotiomycetes; Helotiales; Sclerotiniaceae
Source: the annotation of a GenBank genome assembly